Molecule: messenger RNA, 1423 nt
Organism: Lindgomyces ingoldianus
Lineage: Eukaryota; Fungi; Ascomycota; Dothideomycetes; Pleosporales; Lindgomycetaceae
Exons: 2
Coding region: 97-1317 (406 amino acids)
Biological process (GO): mitochondrial translation
Cellular component (GO): mitochondrial small ribosomal subunit
Molecular function (GO): structural constituent of ribosome
Source: RefSeq, a predicted model, not a curated record
CUUCAACCUCAACCCAGUCGUGUCCUCUUCCUCUUUGUCUAAUCCCCUUUCUCCCAUUUUCUUAGGUCAAUGCCGCUCAAUUGAUCUGUCCCCAUUAUGCCCCCCCGGUUGCGAUGCCCUAAUCUUCUCUGUGCGACAAGCUGUUACCCAUCCAUUCGACCUUCCUCAUUACCUCGUCUGGCUCGAGUGUCACGCGAAUUCUCUCAAACCUCAUGUCAACGGGCAACUCUAAGGCGGCGUAAAUUUUAUGAGUGGCUUAAUGGGCCGGGAUCAUUGCUGAAAGAGCCUAUUCCUGGAUCCACAAACUACCUUGGGGCCUACGACAAAUACGGGAACCUCGUGCGGGCGCGCCCAGGGUGGACGAGGAAACGGCCUGGAGAUAAAAAGGCCGAAGGGGAAAAGAACGAUGUUGCCACAAUCGAGUCCGAAGAGCAGACGCCAGCGGGACAGGAAAUAAUAGACGAGCUGGAGAUGUCGGUUCGUCGAGACGAGGAGAAGAAGAACGACGCAAGGGCUGCGGAACAGGAUGAUAAACUACCACCAGAGACUGCUGAAGACUUGCGGCCUUUUCCGCAGAAUAAGCACUUCAGGAGUCAGCCGGUGCUUAGCGAAGAGUUGCGAGAGGCGAUAUACCAACGUGUUGCGAGAGACGGCAUGUCAGUGUCACUUGUGAGCGUGGAGUUUGGAGUCAGUAAUGAGCGGGUAGGCGCUGUGGUGAGGUUGAAACAGAUGGAGAAGGAGUGGAUCGCGCAGGGCAAGAAACUCGCCGUCCCAUACUCCAAAGCUGUUCUCGCCAUGGUUCCUACGACACCCUACAUUAACCCCUCGCUCCCCGAGAAUAAAGGCAAACGUCCCAUCACGCACGAAGCUAUUAACGACCUAAUUGUUCAUCCUGCAACUCGCCAGCAGCUUUUCGUCCCCGUCUCCGAAUCGCGCCACUUCACUCGCGUCGACGCCGGUAAGGCUUUUGACAACGACCUUCUCCCCGCUGACGAGCGCAUCCCACAUCCGGAGUUGGUCCAGGCGGAGCGCGAUAUCGCGUCAGGGCUGAGCAUCGAGGAGCGCAGGCAGCUGGCCGAAGAGCGCAUGGAGAAAGAGCAGGAAAGAAGGAGGCAGCAGGAGUCGAAGAGGCUAGAGGAGCUGAAGAAGGUCAAAACGGUGGCUGGGAGGAGAUGGGAUUUCGUUUUCCAGGAUGUGAAUGUGGAAAGCGUGGGGCGGGAUGGAAGGAGCCCCAAGGGUGUCGGGUGGAGAUACGGAUUCCCGCAUGAGGACCGUAAGAAGGGACAGGUCAAGAUCCCUACAAAGGUCGAGGCAUGAACUGUCGGAUUCUGUCGGAUAUCCUGUGUAUAUGUAUGUACCUGUAACAUAUGUGGAGCGGGUGCUUGGGAGUAUGUAUAGGAUUGAACAGGCCUCCAUCGCCACA